AUGCCAGCGCCCGCCCAAAACGUUGCGCUGAAUUGGGCCCGCAAGAGCCCUGCCCUCUUAGACGCCCUCCCAGUACUUCACCUGCUCCUCCGCAGGGCGUUCCCGCAUCGGCCAAGCACGCAUCGCCCAUACAUCUCUCUCGUCGGGGCAGUCCAUGACGAUGCGGCGGGCGCCCAUUUCAUCCUCCCACUCCCUGUAGCGAGUUUCUUCUGGGGGCGGCACCGCGGGCAUGCUCCGGCCGGCAGGGGGGAGUUUGACGGACAACGCCUGCCGUUUUCCCCACAUCACGUCGCAGAUGAUGUACCCCCCUCGUGCGCGUGGCGACCUGCAGAAAACUCUCCGCCGACGAGCCCAACCGAGGGAGGCGCGACAUCGUUUUGGAGGCCUUGUCAAACAGAAAACACUGCCCCCCAACGAAGUGCGCAACCGUGGGAGUUGCUCGGCGUCGUGGUGCAGCAGCUGGUAGGGGAGGUAGGCGCCGGCCGCCACCGACUUCCCGAUCCCGGACGUCCCGGCCAAGCCACGCCGCACAGGCGCGGAGUUUGCUCCGCCGUGCGUGCCAAACGACUCGUCCAGGUCGCCCUAGGCAAUCUGCCACACCCGCUCCACCUCGGAGUAAAGGUAGCAGUCGCAGAAAGACCGCAGCUGAUGCGGCCAUCCCCUCCCCGAGGUGAGUGCCAGGGGCCCGGGGCGCGGUGGAGAGAACUGCGCCGCAGCGUCGUCCAUUAG
Molecule: messenger RNA, 729 nt
Organism: Trypanosoma conorhini
Lineage: Eukaryota; Euglenozoa; Kinetoplastea; Trypanosomatida; Trypanosomatidae
Exons: 1
Coding region: 1-729 (242 amino acids)
Source: RefSeq, a predicted model, not a curated record